GAAACGCAACAUAGAUGAAGACGACCACGGGGGAGAGAGAGAGAGAGAGAGAGAGAAAGAGGUGAUGAGAAGACAAGAGGAGGAGAAGAAGAAUGGGGAAUGAGGUGGGGAAAGCGGUGAUAGUGAUGAUAUGUGGGAGCCUCGUCUAUUACCACUGCGCCUUCCGCAAUUCUAGCCUCCUCUCCCUGCUUUCCGAUGUCCUUAUCGUCCUCCUCUGCUCCCUCGCCAUUCUUGGCCUCUUCUUUCGCCAAUUGAACAUUGCGGUUCCGGUGGAUCCGCUGGAGUGGCAAAUCUCUCAGGAUGCCGCUAAUAGCAUAGCGGCCUGCCUGGCUAAUACAGUUGGGGCUGCUGAGUCCGUUCUGAGGGUUGCUGCUACUGGCCAUGACAAGAGAUUGUUUCUCAAGUUACAUUUGUUUAUAAGUUCUGAGAAGUUCUGUAGUAGGAGCAGAUUUUUAUGGAUGUUGGGCACACGUCAUCUCUCCCCAUUAGAUGCUGAUGAACAUGUGGUUGUCUGCCUAUAUAUACUAUCGGCUAUAGGGAGACUGCUGUCAGGUGUAACAGUGGCGUAUGCUGGGUUGUGCUUGUUCUGUCUCUACAUGCUGGUUGAGAGCUUUCCAUCAAGCAAUAGCAGCAUUUCACGGCUCUGGAGAAGUGGUGGUGCUGCAGCGGAGCAAGAUAACCCUUAGCCUACUGCUGUGAUAAUGUUCCUGUAAACUCAUCUGUUGUAUUUUUGUACACUAGACUCUUCUUCUAUAAUUAGAUUCUAUUUAUUCAGUGAAGCCAUUCCAUAGAUCUUGUUUUAUGUACCUAUGUACUUUUGGGUGAAUGAAGACGGCUGCCUGAAGGCGGACUUAAGAUUGAUGGAAAAA
This is a messenger RNA of Punica granatum (pomegranate), 869 nucleotides long. NCBI's taxonomy places the organism in Eukaryota, Viridiplantae, Streptophyta, Magnoliopsida, Myrtales, Lythraceae. The record is from RefSeq and is a predicted model, not a curated record.